AUGGCACGUCGAAGCUGCGCGGAGCUCCUACACAAGGCUUCGACUGAGUGGCCGGAUUUGCCCUUCCGAGUGGACCGCGAAGCCGCAUCAAGCUUCGCAGAGGAGCUGGACGUCGCUAGGGUCAAAGCUUUCGGCGCUUCCUUGGCGACGGAUGCCAACUUCACGGGCACAGCGUGCCAGUUUGCUUCGGUAAAUGAAGAAGCCGGCUUUAUCCUUUUGCUGCAUGCGCUUGACUUCGGCUCUGGGUGGCGACAGGAACUGCACAGACAUCAUGGAAAGGGGGCAUAUUUGACCAUCAAGCCGGGCGUCGAAGCGCUCCAUGCGGGCGCGGCUGCCGCAGGCGGCUUUACGGCAGAGUGGCUCAGCAGCCGUAGCCUGGGCGAUGUUGCCAAAGCCUUUGCCUUGCAAGGAAACCCAGAACUGGAAGACUUGGUCGACCUCCUGUUGCAAGUGAUUCACGAACUGGGGGAAGGCUGUGCCAAAGAAGGGUCCCUCGAAGCAUUUGUGGCACAAGCUUUGCAUGCCUGUGCCGACUCAGAAACGCCUGCAGCAGAGAUGGUGUGGGCACUCGUGGACACGUUUCCUUCGACUUUUGACGAUAGAUACAUCCUUCGCGAAGCCCAGGCUGUAUGCUUCUUCAAGAAAGCUCAGCUGGUGGUUGGGGAGCUCUUUCAUCGCUUCCGCGAGGAAGAUCGCCGCUUCCGGUUUCCCGAUGGCGACCAUCUGACGGCCUACAUCGACAACGUGAUCUGCGCCACCCUCAGGUACAAGGGCGUUGUUGUUGCAAAUGCAGAAGCGACGAAGAUGAUCGAAGAGGGCCAAGAGUUGCCCAAGGGCUCGGAGUGGGAAGUUUGCUUCCGGGCGUUCAAGGUGCCGUUCAACUUGCUUAGUGCGAGCGACCCGUUUGAUUGUGCUUCGGUUGAGGGUCACAAAGAGUUUGAUGUGGCGAUGGCUGAUUUUAUGGAGUGGAUUCGGCGCAUGAGCCCUAAGUGCCAGAUCUUCGAACAAGUUGAUGACUUCAUGUCCCCGUUUAGCAAGAAGACAUCGGAAACACCGUUCGACAGGUUCAAACAGCUGCUCUCGGAAGUGCGGUUCCAGCACAGUGGCUACUACUUGGUCAAGAAGCACCUCGACAUGAACAUUUGGCUCAGUGUGAACAGACCCAGGAUGUUGCGAAGUGGCCAUGACAUCGUCGAUGCAGGUCUAGGUCGUUGUGCUGUUACCAUGUUUUCUUCUGCGAGCUCCAGCUCUUCCGACCAUGGAUAUGUUUCCAACGUCCGUGGUGGUGCUGAGCAGGCUCAGCACAAUGAUAGAGAUGAUGAUGCCAGUUGCGGCUCUUCCGACAGCGGGUAUGCAGCCGUCGUCCGUGGUGCUGCUGCUGGGGAGGCUCAACGCAACGACGAAGAGGAAGACGAUGGUGAGGAUGCUCUGCGAGCAUCCGGCCGGUUGCAGCCACUUUCGGAGCAGCGACCCCGCAAGCCGGGCAGGCCACCUGGUUCAUUCGGAGCCGGGAUAUUGCGUCAACAACGUGCUGGUUUGUUGCAGGGUCUGUUGGAGCAGAAAGCUGCAUCCAGACUGCAGCCGGGAGAUAUUGCAUAUGCUAGGCAGUUCAAGCCUCCUCCUGCGGGCCCUGCAGAUGCAGGCAGCUCCGAUAAGCGGUUGCAGGAGCUGCAGCGGCCCAGCGGUGCCAUUGCUACUGGCUUGUUAGAGUCGUGCUCGAUGAUUUGGGAGACAAUGCAAGACAUGGGCUCCACGUUGCAGCAAUUGUUGAUGGCUGCAGCCCGCUGGUCCUUUCGAUGCCAGACGUCUGAAUCUAGGGAGAGCUCCGCGGAAGCAUCUGUGUUUCAGAUGAAGGAAAGAGCCAUCAUGUCUGAUACGGCUUUGAAAGCGUCCCUGGACAACGACGCGGACAAGGAUCCGAUCGAACGUCGAAGCAUCCCCGACAGGCUGCGACGAGUUGCUGCGUCCUCUGUUUUGGGAGGAGGGCUGAUGUGGGCUGGGCUUCUUCAAGCAAUCAAUGCCAAAUCUGGCACGGAGUCGGCAUCAUUCCAGCCAGUGCUGUGCCUGGUCAAAGCUCGUUACGACGAGACUCCCCUGAAGCUAAAGGUGGAAGCAAAGCCUCAGGGCGCGGAGGGCACCCAGCGUGCGAGUUCUGGGAAGCAAGAGGAGACUGCAGAUCAUGCGAAGGUUUUGCAGACGGAGUAUUCUGUUCAUUGUUUGUUUGCAACCGGAGCAGGUCAGCACAUCGUGAUAUCAGGGCAAGUGCCCACAACGCUGCAGUGCGUCGACCGAUGCACAUCGGAAUGCUUGAAGAAGGCUUUGCUAGACACUCAAUCAGCGAUCCCUGACUUGGCAAGACUCAGCAACAUGUUCCAGCGCAAGCUUCGGGCUGCAGUCGUGGACAGAUAUGCAGCGAAUAUAAAGACGGAAAGAUCGAUCCAAGACGACGACAUGUCCUGGCAGAAGCAUUUGCAGUUUUGCGAGACUCAUAUAGUACAUCAGAGCAACCGGCAUUGCAUGGAUUUGCUGUCCACGGAUUUGAGUGGCAUGGUCAGCCUCGCUUUGUCCCAGCACGGCGGGGGCACCCUGCAAACACUGCGGGACAUUUUAUCCGACGUGAUCAAGACUGAUCUCCGCAUCGUCUAUGGAAUGCCACCUCAGGGUGAUGUGGUUCGCCGGCGCAAGCUGGUGCACGACCUGUUUUUGCCGCUUGGGUCCACGGAGGCUUCAGACUUCCAAACGGCGCGUCGACGUUAUGUUCUUUCUUCGUUGUUUAACAGCAACCUGGAUUCGGAGGAGCUGGUGCACCACUGUGCGUGGAACUGUUGCAGAGAUGCUUCCCACACAGAGGCGAAGUUCCUGCAGCACGGCGUUGCCGCGCUCUUGCCGAGAAAACUUGGCAGACUGGCAAAAAAUAGAUGGACGGGGCAUCGCUCUUGCGUAAACUGGUGCGGCCUUCUGGAAAGCCACCAUCGGCUGCUGACUAGAGUGGUUUCAAGAUUUACCGGAAGACCAAUUGCCGGUCCUGGAGAUUGA
Molecule: messenger RNA, 3036 nt
Organism: Symbiodinium necroappetens
Lineage: Eukaryota; Dinophyceae; Suessiales; Symbiodiniaceae
Source: the annotation of a GenBank genome assembly